Molecule: messenger RNA, 3471 nt
Organism: Fulvia fulva
Lineage: Eukaryota; Fungi; Ascomycota; Dothideomycetes; Mycosphaerellales; Mycosphaerellaceae
Product: tRNA wybutosine-synthesizing protein 4
Exons: 2
Coding region: 1-3471 (1156 amino acids)
Biological process (GO): tRNA methylation; wybutosine biosynthetic process
Molecular function (GO): protein binding; tRNA methyltransferase activity
Source: RefSeq, a predicted model, not a curated record
AUGGCCGUGGUCGAUGAAGAGCCCGACACUCCCCUUCCGGAUAUCUCACAGCUGCUCCUUGAAACAGACAACGUGCCUCGUCCUGCACAAUCCCUGGAGCAGCUCAACGUCCACUCGCAGCCUCGGCAGUCGGACGACCUUCCUACAGGCCAUGAGAACAAGUCCAACGAUAAAAUGCUGAAGGCAGAGAAGUUGCUUGGCCUGCAGGGCCUCACCAACGGCGCGAGCAAUGCAAAUGGCAAGGUCAGACGCAGCUCGAGCGUACCCAUGCUCACCAACGGCAAGGGCAAGUCAUCCAGCAAGACUGCGAUCGUGGACCCUCAGAAGCAGCACCGAGACGAACUGAUCAUGGAUACGAACAAGAGCAGCAUCGUUUCGAAACGUUCCGUGGAGAAGCUCUACUACCAUGGCCAGCCCGAGUACUUUCGCUAUUUCGUGAGCAAAUUUAAGCGAAGGUCUCCUUUGAUCAAUCGCGGGUACUGGUUACGCAUGAAAGCCAUCGAACAUGCAGCGUCACGCUUUAUGAGCGAGCGGACGGCGAAGAAGAAGGUGCUCAUCAAUCUUGGAUGCGGGUACGAUCCAUUACCUUUCCUCUUUCUUGGCAAGCAACCUCAGCUAUGUCAAGGGACUACCUUUGUCGACGUGGACUAUCCAGUCCUGAUGCAGAACAAGGUUGGAGUCAUCGACAAGACUGAGCAGCUUAGGUCGUUGACACCGAAACUCACCAAGACGGGAAACGAAAGUGGCCUACUUGCCUCGAGCGACCCAUACGUUGCAAUAGGAUGUGACUUGUCUAACAUGACGCCGCUGCAAGACAUCUUGCAGGAACACCUUCAACUUGGUAAUGGUGAUGUAGCGAUACUGUUCGUGUCUGAAGUCUCCACUGCGUACAUGCCAAGGGAUGCAUCACAAGCUGUCUUCGAAUGGACCGCAACAUAUCCCGAUGUUCGCUUCUGCUUGCUUGAGCAACACCUGCCGGAUGGUUCUGACCACCCUUUCGCCGCCACGAUGUUGGCGCACUUUGAGAAACUCCGGACACCACUCCAGGCAGUUGGGACGAUGGAGGAGAUGAAAGCACGAUUCGUAGCAGCAGGCUACCCCGAGCACGGAACAGAAAUUCGGUCGCUUUGGGAGCUGUGGUCGGAUCCAACAUUCCUCAGUCCGGAAGAGCGACGAGCUCUCGAUCGUAUAGAGCCUUUCGAUGAGUGGGAAGAGUUCGCCUUGUUCGGCUCGCACUACUUCCUGCUCAUGGCGGAGAAGGAACCUGGCCGGGACUACUCUUCCAAGCCGUAUACAUCCACACGAGCAUCGUUCUUUGCAGGAUCGUCUCGCGCCUCAAUAGCGUCAAGCCCAGUGAACGGCAGCAACAGCACCAGCCCCGAUACACCGCAGUAUCACUUUGGACCAGGAGAUAUCCUGCAGACGCACGAGCUGAUAGAACCACAUAACUUUCGAAGAUUUGCCUCGGUCGUUCCAGCACCAGACACAGAUGCGGGCGAUUCAGUAGGUCUACAUGGAGGCCUGGGUACACAAGAACGACAAGACAGCUGUAAUACAUACUCCAGAUACGACGCAGUACAGCCCAUCAUGGGACCGCCACUGCGGACAGGCACCAUGUGUCACGCCAUCACUCGACUCGGCAGUACAGCGAAUUGUGUAAUGACUGGAGGCAGGACGUCUCCUGACAAGGCCAGCGCCGAGUCCUGGCUUAGAUUGGAUGGCAAGUGGCGGAGAGUGCAAGACCUGCCUUCAGGACGAUUCAGGCAUUCGGCUGUACCUCUAGUGUUACCGACUGUACCACGACCUGCCCAUACAGUCCUCGUCUUCGGCGGCAAAGCUUCCGACGGCCAAGUCCUCGACGAGUGGCUGAUCUGGACUGGUGAAACUGGCUGGCAGCCGGUAGUGGUGAAAGGAGAAAAGCCUCCAGCGCGAUUUGGUGCCACCAUGAUCACCGACGGCCGUGAAGCCACGUCUGGUGUCAUCAUUGGCGGCAUGACGAGCGCUGGCAGAGUAUUAAACGACUUCUGGCACUGGAACCUGGAGAACGACAUGACACUUACCUGCCAGAACGUGACCUCGAGAGCGACUGCCUUCCUCAAAGCCGAUGCUUGCAUCCUUGGACGCUUCGGAGCACAGGUCGUCAGGUCGAAUAGAGGCAUCCUCCUGAUCGGCGGUGUCACUGGCGCCCGCAUGCUCACUAGACAGGAUGAGAUCCUCAACAUGAAGACUCUUAGACCACAACCUAUUCAAGGCCCCAGACCCCUGUUCGUAGGCCACGCCCUCGAGGAGAUCGACGGUGGCCUUCUCGUCCUCGGCGGUGGUGCAACAUGUUUCUCUUUUGGUACGACAUGGAACCGCAGCUGUGUGCUUAAUGAUGCAUCUCCCCCCGAAUUUCAAAUGGAAUGGCAACUUCGCGCUACGAUCAACGCAGGGAAGCCAACGACGGAACAGAGUACCAUAUUCACGGAGCCAAGUUCCAAUGGCAACGGCACGCCUGAUCCCAACAAGCGCAUGCCUGACCCCGUUCGUAUUCAAGAUAUCCGCAUCACGCACGGCGUGAACUUCCCACAGUACGUUGACGCUGCACGGCCGGUCAUUUUACGGAACUGUCAGAUCGGAUCCUGCACCACGACAUGGACGAACACCUACCUCGUCGAAGCAGUUGGCGCCGACCGCAAAGUCGCCGUGCACUCCUCUUCAGCAGAGCGGAUGGACUUCCAGAAGAAGAACUUCCAAUACAUCACCCAAGACUUUGCCACCUUCAUCUCCUCCGUGGAAAAGGGCGAACGAGUCUACCUGCGAGCUCUCUCCAAGGAAGCACCAAAUAACAGACCCACCAGCCUCGCCGAAGACUUCCCCGCGAUAGCCGGCGACUUUGGACUUCCGCAUGAACUGGAAUAUGUCACGAGGAAUGCCCACAGUUCACCCCUACGAAUUUCAGGACCGGUGCACAUGUGGCUCCAUUACGAUGUCAUGGCGAAUGUGCUCUGUCAAGUACGAGGGAGGAAGCGAUUACUUCUUUACCCACCUUCCGACGUCUCCCACCUAGGCUUCGAAGCAGGCGCCUCUUCCUCCUCCAUCGACGUCUUCGACACCACCACCGCUCAUCCCUCCCUCUCCCAAACCCACCCACACGAAGCCAUUCUAGACCCAGGCGACAUCCUCUUCAUCCCACCAAUGUGGGUCCACACCGCAGCUCCCACCCAGGGCAUGAGUGUAGCUGUCAACGUCUUCUUCAGGAACUUACCCGCAAACGGCUAUGCGGCGGGGCGAGACGUGUAUGGCAAUAGAGAUUUGGCUGCGUAUGAGAGAGGGAGGAAAGAUGUUGCGAGGAUUAUCAAGAGUUUUGAGGAUCUGCCGCCGGAUGUUAGUGGGUUUUAUUUGGAGCGGUUGGCGAAUGAGAUGUUGGAGAAGGCGAGGAGUGUGAGUAAGAGUGCGAGUUUGCAUUCUGUUUAUGCUGAGGCGCCGUGA